This is a messenger RNA of Olea europaea var. sylvestris, 768 nucleotides long. RefSeq lists its product as uncharacterized. Lineage: Eukaryota; Viridiplantae; Streptophyta; Magnoliopsida; Lamiales; Oleaceae. The coding region runs from base 1 to 768 and encodes 255 amino acids. The transcript has 6 exons. The record is from RefSeq and is a predicted model, not a curated record.
AUGGCUCCAGUAAAGCUGAAGGAAUUGAAAGUUCAGUUGCAAGAUUUAGUUGACAAGGGUUUCAUUAGACCCAAUGUAUCUCCAUGUGGAGCACCAAUUUUAUUUGUGAAGAAGAAAGAUGGUGCUACAGAAUUUUCUAAGCGUUAUUUGCGAUUAAGGUACUAUCAACUCAAAAUUAGGGAUAUUGAUUUACAGAAAACUGCUUUUAGGUCGCAAUAUGGACCCUGCAAUGAUGAGCAUGUUGAGCAUUUCAAGAUUAUUUUGCAGACUUUGCAAGAUAAGCACUUACAAAGAAGAUGGUUGGAGUUAAUAAAGGAUUAUGAUUGCAAGAUUGAUUACCAUCCGGGAAAAGCCAAUGUAAUUGUAGAUACUCUCAGUAGAAAGAAUAGUUCUUUCCCUCCAUCUAGUGCAGUAUGUGCUUCUUUGUUUUAUUAUGUGAUUAGAAAUGAUGGUGCGUUGACUAUGAGAAAUAGAUUAUGUGUUCUAGAUAUUCUAAAAUUUAAUAAAGAGAUUUUAGAAGAGGCACGUAGUUCAGCUUAUGCUAUGCAUCUAGGUAGUAUUAAAAUGUAUCACACAUUGAGAAAUCAUUACUGGUGGCUGGCGCCACCAAGAGAGUUGAGCCGGCUGAAGAGAACGCACCUGCAAGCAGAGCUAUUGUGCACAGUGGCUAUCCCUCUCCCUAUCUCUUCUCUCUCUCACCAUAAACGAAUCGCGCCACCGAGAGAGCUCCGUCGACAGAAGAGCACGUCGCCUGCAGCAGGCGUGUAA